Messenger RNA from Ictalurus punctatus (channel catfish), 7836 nucleotides. It is a transcript of the gene mapk8ip1a, whose product is annotated as mitogen-activated protein kinase 8 interacting protein 1a. Bases 3205 to 5412 code for a protein of 735 amino acids. NCBI's taxonomy places the organism in Eukaryota, Metazoa, Chordata, Actinopteri, Siluriformes, Ictaluridae. The transcript has 12 exons. Gene Ontology annotation, cellular component: cytoplasm. Gene Ontology annotation, molecular function: protein binding. Gene Ontology annotation, biological process: regulation of JNK cascade. The record is from RefSeq and is a predicted model, not a curated record.
AAUGUAAGUAAUAAUUUGUUUCACGGACAUUCCACAAUACUAAAAGUAACGAAAUGGAUCAAACGCAUGAUGCAUGUUCUUUAAUAGAUAAAAUGUAAUCGUAGUCAAUAUUCUUGUGGUAUGAGAGGAAUAAAACCGUUCACAAUGUGCUGAUUUUAGAAAAUAAUCCAUUUUUGAAUGUAACUCUGCAUUGACUGCCAUUGAUUAUUUCCCAGUCCGAUCGAACCAUGUGUUUAACAGUGCUGCGGGAUUAACUUAAUGAAUGGAGGAAGCCAGAAAUUACAAUCGAAAUAAAUUCAAUCAUCUGUCUGUUUAGACAUCUCUUCUUUCUAAUACAUUUAAACCCUCCAGUCUUAUCUGAUCAAUGUAUUGAGCUUCUCUUUUUAUCCCACUAGAGGGUGACACCGCUUUUCUCAUUAAACAUAGCCUCGCCCUUCUCUCUCACAAACAUACAGUACACAUUUAACUGGUUCAAUUUUACAAUUAAAAAAAACUGCUCUGAUCAUACUUUGAAAUGUCACACUAUAUAACGUACAAUGAUCAGCCAUAACAUUAAAACACUGACAGGUGAAGUGAAUAACAUUCCUUAUCUCAUUACACCGACACCUGUCUACAUUCAGCGGUCUUGUGGAGUCCAUGCCUUGAUGGAUCAGAGCUGUUUUGGUGGUACAAGGGGGACCUGCACAAUAUUAGGCAGGUGGUUUUAAUGUUAUGGCUGAUUAAUGUGUAUUAAACUGUUCAGAUUUAAUUUGUAAGAAAUUGUUUUCCAUCAAACAUAACCGCUGCUUUUACGCUAUACAAGGCCGAAUGUUUGUCUCAGUCACACUGCAGUGUUUCAACAGCUGCAUUUCUUUACUUAAUCAAUAAGGCUGAGGUUGGAGUCGGACUGGGUUGGAAUUUUAUUUCAUUCUUAAUCUCCUCGUAUUGAUUGAUGAACACUAUUGCUGCAGUCGACUCGAGGUCAUUACUUAUUCACAACCUCCAACCAGAGGGAAAAAAACAAAACGAAGAAUUCCUAAUCAGGAAGUCGGGAUGGUUUCGUCAGCCCCGAGUUCAGCAGGUGACAUAAAAUCAACAUGGCCGCUCAGAGCAUCAGCAGUAAACAAAGUAAUAUGUGCAGUGUGGGUCUGAAAGGUCACAUGACCUUCCUCGAGGCUGCCUCACUGCAGGUAACGAGAUACUUUUCAAGUCAAUGCAAGGUCAAAUGUCACAUAUAGGGCAGAAGCUGUAUUACAAGGCCAGUAACUGUCCAAUUCAAGUUACACACACACACUUCAUGCUGUUGAACACUUAGGUGGUACACUGUAAAUAUAUUUAUUAAAUGUUAACAGUUAAAAGUAAAAGUAGCAUUUUUGGGGCAUUUCCUAGGCUGUUUUUUCCUCCGUUAUUAAGUAGGAAGUAAAAGCACGACAGGGAGUGUUAUUAUAAGAAAAUAAUGAUUGGUGUGAAAGACUGUUAGCAUCCCAAAAAUGUUUUAUUUUCUAAAAACGGCACAUUCCUCUUAUACCGCAACAAUUACUGUACGAUUUAAUUUAUUAAAUAAUGACGCAUCAUACGUUAAUCCGUUUAUUGCUGCAUUUAAUGUUGUUGAAUGUCCAUGAAACACGUUCCUGUCAUCACUUACAUUAUAACAUAAUUAAUAAUACUCCUUCCUGAAGACUUUCUCACGGAGGAGAACUUGCAUUUAACUGUUCCAAAGCACUGACACUGAAGACUCCUUCCAUAAUUGGUACAUAAACAUCUGACCAUAUCAACGAUUAGAUGUUUUUAAUAAACAACAAAUUCUCAAACGUAUUUAUUAUUAGGCUUAGACUCCGUGGGCUGGCCGCCACGCUAAUCGCCGUGAUUUAGAAACCAUGACGUUUAUAUAAACCUGUGAUUUCAAUUACAGCCUAAUUACGGUCCGAGCUUAUCUUCUAGAUUAUGAGUCCUCACCUUCUGACCAAUCAGAAUCCACAGAAUUGGGGCUCCAUAUGAUUUUGCCUUUUCUUCAAAAUGUGCAGUUUUUUCGACCGUGCAGUUGUGCUGAUGCAGUCGUGCGCGUUCAUGAACUAGAUCUAAUGAGGUGAUAAUGCCUGUAAAAGUCCUGUACUCAGGUGGAUGUCCACAUGCAGACCGAUGACUACAUCUCUGGGGAUCUUUCAAGAAUUACAUACGUUAGCAUUUAAAGAGGCAAUUUGUGACUUUGAGCCCCCUAUUGUGAGAUGUACAGUGAAUCACAAUUGUAAUGAAAAUAUAAUAAACAAUAAGUAAGGAAUGAAACAUGGCAGGAGAGGGUGUUGAUAAGAAAAUAAUGCAAACUAUUUCUGCUAUUUUACAAAAGGGUUAUUUAAAAGUAAGACUGUGGAUUAAUUAUGUUUGAACAAGUAUAUGAUGAAGACUUUGGGUGAGAUUACCUUUUACCAUGAUCUCUACCAAAUCAUGUCUUGACCAAUUGUGUAUCUUUCGAGUAAGUGUGAAUGGUGUAAAUUUGAUUUUCACCAAACGUUUCCUUUAAUGUGGACACAACAGUGUUCCAGGUGCUUCGUAUUAUUUUCUUUUUGUGUUGUGACGCUCAUUGUGGCUUCCUCUGAAUUUGAAGUGCAGAAUUAUUUUGAAGCCUUCUGCUGGUAAAUGAUCUAUAAUUUCAUAGGCUCUGAGAGGUAGUGCUACAGUCUGGGUGGGGCCGUGUGUUUAUUUUCAGUCCUUAUCAGUGCCAUCAAUCCUACUAGUCGUGUUUUUCUUUAUGCUGCUGCUGGCCAGAGUCUCCAAAAUGUGUGAGGAGGAGGAGGAGGAGGUGGAGGAAGAAACCUGAGCCGCAUCGAUCCACACCAUCAGUCAGAUCAGCGGCAGGCCUUUUAAAAGAACCCUGCCUCAUUCUCCGCCUCUUUCUCCAUCCACUGCUGACUGUAAUUGACCCUGGGAAGGACACACACACACACACACACACACACACAUACACACAUACACACACGUACACAUAAGCAGGGAGUGUCCAAGCUUCAGUAUGAUGCUGAUUAGAAGAUCGGACGACGUGCUGUUUCUUAGUAACUUGUCUUUGCUGCUUUAGGAUUCCCCAGGAACACACUAGGACCACUCGUGUGUGUGUGUGUGUGUGUGUGUGUGUGUGUGUGUGUGUGUGUGUGUGUGUGUGUGUGUGUGUGUGUGUGUGUGUGUGUGUGUGUGUGUGUGGCGUCAUUAUUGCCUGGUCUCAUUCCACCCCAGAUGGUGCUCUGCUUGGUCAUGGACUCCAGGGAGGAUGGAGAUGCCUGGAUGGAGGAGCAGUGGGAGAAAUGGCUAACUCAUGACAUGAGUCUGGAUGAGUAUGAAGAUGACGACCUGUCAGAGGUGACGGAGAUCACAGAUGAGAAUGACGACCGUCUGAGCCGCAGUGACUAUGAUAUUCAGGAACACAUGAUUCGUCCAGCCAAUGGGAGCGGGGAGUUGGGUCGGAGGAGGGGGGCCGUGGAGCUGCAGAAGGAGAUGCUUCAGCUGGAUCUGAUAGACGCUGAGGGAGGCACCCAGGAAGAAGGAGGAGAAGACGAAGAAGAGGAGGAGGAGGAGGAGGAGGAGAGGCCUCUGCUGCUCAUCGAUGAGCACCGAGAGGAAGAGCGAUCGCUGAUGGCCGCCAUGGAUACAUAUCGGCCCAAGAGACCCACCACCCUUAAUCUGUUCCCGCAGGUGCCAAGGACUCAGGACACCAUUAAUAAUAACUCUUUUGGUGAAAAAGACAGAAGGAAAGAGAAGAAGUCCCAUUCAUCUUCACCUCACAUAAAAGGGGCCCAGCCUCCCACUGUUGAACAUGUUACCCCAAAUGAUGGGGUCAAGGUCCAAGCAAGCAGCCGGUUGGAUCCUAAGCCGUGUGUAGCUGCUUCCGUGACACACAAAACUCCAGUGUCUAACUGCAAGAAGCAGGAUAAACCUUCUGACAGUGUGGGCAACAAUAUCUGUACGGUCCCGGUGUCCAAUUGUGCAGCCAUGAAGGACACAACCAGGGAUGGGAAUUUGACUGGGACUAUCAGCAAGGAGAAACCCCACUAUAACUCCAUGAAUGGCUGCCGGGACCAUGGAGAAAAUGGAUAUACACACCACCACUCGGAUAAAAAUAAGGACAAGGGUAAGGAGACGAUGCUGGACAUCCAGUUGACACCGGUGGGUGCUGAGCAGGAGAGACCUUUCCUUUCCCAGAGCAGCGACAGCAACCGCAUGUCCAUCAGCUCCGAUACUGAGCUCCCUCCCUUGCAUUUCCAUUCUGUAGCCGAACGUACCAACCCAUCCAUCAGCGAAGAGGAUGAAGUGUACCCUCCAACACCUCCGUGCAGGACUGAUAGCCUCAGCGAGGCAAUAGACUCUAUUUCGAAUGCAAAACCAGGUGACACAGCAGCUGCGAACGCAGCAGUUAGCACGGACGCCUCGGGACUGACAUACGACUCUGUGAAAUACACCCUGGUGGUGGACGAGCAUUCAAAGUUGGAGCUGGUUAGUCUAAAGCAGUGUUACCAAGGCUAUGACAGCGACAGCGACAACACCGUGUACGAGUCGGCUGUCGAAGAGGAUGAGGAGGAGGACCAUGAUGUGGACGAUGAUGAGGACGAGUCAGGCGCAGGAGGAAUGAACAGGGACACUUCCGGUCUGUCCACAGACUCUGCCACUGACACCACGUCAGACAUGCCUCGCUCACGCAAAUUCCUCAAUGUCUUCAUAAACAGACGUCCAUGCUUUCCUGGUGUGGAAUCCUUUGGUCUUUUCUCCUGCAUUAUCGAUGGUGAGGAGAGAGAGCAAAGCCACAGGGCAGUGUUCAGGUUCAUCCCGAGGCACGCGGAUGAGCUGGAGAUGGAGGCGGACGACCCAUUGUUGAUGGAAAUGCAGGCGGAGGAUUUGUGGUGUGAAGCCUACAACAUGCGCACCGGAUCCAGAGGCAUUUUCCCUGCUUUCUACGCAGUUAAAGUCACCAAGGACAGCCAGCCUAAAGAGGUCAAAAGUGACUGGCUAGACACAUUCUGGGUGAAAUUCCUGGGCUCUGUUCAAGUGCCAUAUCAUAAAGGGAAUGAUGUGCUUUGUGCAGCUAUGCAGAAGAUUGCCACAAACAGAAGAACAAUGCAGUUCAACCCUCCCUCCAUGUGCAUCGUGGAGAUCAAUAUAAGAGGAGUGAAGAUCAUCGUUCAGGACGAGUGUGAGGUUUCUGGAAGGGGUGACAAGUACUGUCACUUCUUUCAGCUGAAGAACAUCUCUUUCUGUGGAUGCCAUCCAAAGAACAAAAAGUAUUUUGGACUAAUCACCAAACACCCAGCACACCAGAGGUUUGCCUGCCAUGUGUUCUUCUCAGAGGAGCACGCCUCAUAUCUGGCUGAAUCUGUCGGCAAAGCGUUUCAGCAGUUCUACAAAGAACACAUGGAGUACUCCUGUCCCACAGAAGACAUCUUCCUCGAAUGACCUUUGCUUGUUCUUUUGGACUACUGUAUAUCCUAUUAUCCGAGGUGUUGCAUGAAAGGUCACAAAAAUCUCCUUAACAUGUCAUGCUAAGAUGUUUAUGUCUAUUUUAGACAAAGCGUACAAUUCAAAAAAGACACUACUGCAUCCCCAACAUUUCCAACAUGCUCUUCAGUAAUUUUUCAGAGCCAAUUUUAUUCAGAUCCUGUCUCAAAUUCAUAGAAAUCAUAGGAGAAAAAAUGCAAUUCUGUGAUUUUUUUUUUUCAGCACUGAACCAAAUGCACAGUGUCCUAGCUUGAAAAUGUAAAAACAAAAACCUAAUCAAAAUGGUUUCUGUAUGUUAUUUAAGACAGAUGUUGGUUCUACGUCACCGUAACCUUUGGUUCACGUGCACUUUGCUUAGAACAUCGGGAAGUAUGCUAGCAUGCUAGAAAAAGCCAGUAUGCUGGUAAAUGCUAGGAAAAUCUAGCAUGCUAACAUGCUUUUGUGCUAGCGUUUAGGGUUCUCAGUGUCAGUCUGCUAACAUCCACUAUUUUUCAGUUGUUUUGCACCAUGGUGUUGGAUGUUGUAUUCAGUGUGCUUCAAUAUUCAAAUCCAUCAAACUGUAUCAAUGCCUAAAAUGCAACCAGGCCAUGUCUCAGUGAUCUCUGAAUUUAUAUAGCCUUGACAACCAAAUGUUUUCUUUUUAUUUAGUUCAUAUACAGUGUGAAUGAUGUAUGCAUCUUAUACAGUGCAGUCCAUAAGAAAUCAAUUGCAGAUUGCUAAAACAAACCAACUCUGUGAAACAUGGUGGUGGUAGUGCCAUGGCUUGGUCUUGUACAUUUAAAGCCUAAAAACUCACUGGACAGCAUUUCACUUUGCAUCAGUGAACUGAAACAUAACGCUAAAGGAACUAUGGAAUGUAAAAUUCAUACCUACUAAAGAAAUUAAGUCAAAAAGCUUCCAAAAGAAACAGGAAGUCAAGAUAUCUACAUUACAGGCCUCAUUACUGAGCACCAUUUCGAGCCAAUUAAAAAACCUGACAAAAUUUUAACUUUACUUUCGACAAUUUUUUUUUUUUUUUCGGAUGUUUAAAAUGUGGGCACAGUUAGUAUGUUCACAUCAUCAGAAUUAUUAUACGUACAUAUUUUUGAAUCAUAAAACCUGUUCAUGUAUUUGUAGAAAUCUCUGAACUUUCUGCAAGGUCCAAACUCAACAUGUCAUAAACACAUAAACAAACAUUGCCCAAAAAUAGCUGAAGCUUUUUUUUUUUUUUAACAACUACAGUUAAAUGUUAUGUAGUUCUCAGACUUUUAAACCUGUAGAUCACACAUUUCCCUAGUAAUGACCUCAUAACCAAUACUGUAGCGUAGUUCAGGUUUUCGCUUUUAGACAUUAGCUUUCCAUCUUAAAACAAACUAUUCAAGAUGCUAAAAUAUGGUUUGGCUAACUGCUAGCCACUAUAUUUAGCAAUAUAGUAUCAUUGGCAUUAGGUGAAUUUUCCAAUUUCAGUAAUAAUGAUACAAUCCAAUGAAUUAUAGCAUGCACAGUAACUUAUGGGCUGCACUGUAUUUUAUACGCAUAUAAUUCAACCACUAAAAUAUAUUCAUUAAAAUAGAUGAAUCAUAUUUAAACAGAGGGUGAUGUACAGUGUUAAAUGUUAAAAAUCCCUCUUACUAUUAUGAAAUAUGGUGACUAUCAUAUUUAUGAAAGAAAUGUACUGAGCUUCAGAGCAGAUGGUUUAUUGUAAUUGUACAUUUUACACAGGUUUGGGCUCUCGUGAUUCUAACAGGUGAGCACACCGUAUAUAAUGAUUUAAGGCAACGAAUCUAUGCCCAAUUUCAUUUUUUAAGCCUUUUGGAAUGAACACCUUACCAGCAUGUACUUCAAUCUGAACUGAAGCUUAACCACAAAGAGUAUGCAAUAUUUAACCCUUUGAGUGAGUGACUGAGUGGUUUGAAAAGUGUGUAUCUAGUUGACCUUUCAGACAUCUAUUGUUCAAACCAAAUUAAACCAUUGUAAGGAAGUGUGUUAUGAUACUUCAGCACAUUACUAUGCCAAAACAACCCAGUUUAGGCAAAUUCUGGAUAAAAGUGGGCAUGAAAAAAACAGUGAUCAUGAAUUUAUAGAUGUUUAUUAUGAAAAGUGAUUAUGUUUGGACCGUAUGUGUCUUUAGAUCAAUCCUGCAAAACCACAAGUUGUGCCUAUUCAUUUUGUUUGUUGUGUUUAUUGUACAUGGUGUUUUUAAUUUUUAUUUUCGGAUGAUCUUGACUGUACUAUGGAACACAAAAAAAAAAAUUAAACUUGGUUUGUAAAUGUUUUGUACUGGAGUCUGAUUUGCACCAAGGUGAAGUGGUAGCUCAUUGGGUUUAAAAUUAUAUUUUGGCUAAAAAUAAAUGAUAUUCCAAAUGUUAAUUCUCACUUUUGCACUAGAGCUGUAUAGCUCUU